Messenger RNA from Sebastes umbrosus (honeycomb rockfish), 2635 nucleotides. RefSeq names its product WD repeat domain 45B (gene wdr45b). The coding region runs from base 158 to 1231 and encodes 357 amino acids. The record is from RefSeq and is a predicted model, not a curated record. Gene Ontology annotation, biological process: nucleophagy; protein lipidation; autophagy of mitochondrion. Gene Ontology annotation, molecular function: phosphatidylinositol-3,5-bisphosphate binding; phosphatidylinositol-3-phosphate binding; protein binding. NCBI's taxonomy places the organism in Eukaryota, Metazoa, Chordata, Actinopteri, Perciformes, Sebastidae. Gene Ontology annotation, cellular component: phagophore assembly site membrane; extrinsic component of membrane; cytosol. The transcript is spliced from 11 exons.
UCUCUCUCUCUCCAAGCAGGAACCAGCCUGGUUGUUUUCCUCCUCUCUGUCUCUGCCCAGCAGACUCCAGGAGGAGGAAUAAUAUGGUCGCGUUAGCUCUUCAAGGCAUCAGCUGUAGGAUUAACGUUAUCUGGAUUUCGGUUGUUCUGUUAAAAUAAUGAAUUUACUACCGUCUAAUCCUCACGGGAACGGGCUCCUUUAUGCUGGAUUUAACCAGGAUCAUGGAUGCUUUGCCUGUGGAAUGGAGAACGGAUUCCGUGUGUACAACACAGAUCCUCUUAAGGAGAAGGAGAAGCAAGAAACCUUCCACGUUCAUAUGGACUCUUCUGGUGAACACGAGUUCCUGGAAGGCGGGGUUGGCCAUGUGGAGAUGCUGUUUAGGUGUAACUAUUUAGCACUAGUGGGAGGAGGAAAGAAGCCAAAGUACCCGACUAACAAAGUGAUGAUCUGGGAUGACCUGAAGAAGAAGACAGUUAUUGAGAUUGAGUUCUCAACAGAAGUCAAAGCAGUGAAGCUUCGGCGUGACAGGAUUGUGGUGGUCCUGGACUCAAUGAUCAAAGUCUUCACCUUUACCCACAAUCCCCAUCAGCUGCAUGUGUUUGAGACCUGCUAUAAUCCCAAAGGUCUGUGUGUGCUGUGUCCCAACAGCAACAACUCCCUGCUGGCGUUCCCCGGGACUCAUUCAGGCCAUGUGCAGAUAGUGGACCUGGCCAACACAGAGAAGCCCCCGGUGGAUAUCCCCGCCCAUGAGGGGGCGCUGUGCUGCAUCGCUCUGAACCUGCAGGGCACAAGAAUAGCUACUGCAUCAGAGAAAGGGACUCUUAUUAGAAUUUUCGACACAUCUGCAGGUCAGCUCAUACAGGAGCUGAGACGAGGCUCUCAGGCAGCUAACAUUUAUUGCAUUAAUUUCAACCAGGAUGCGUCCCUCAUCUGCGUGUCCAGCGACCACGGCACAGUGCACAUCUUUGCUGCAGAGGACCCCAAAAGGAACAAACAGUCGAGUUUGGCGUCAGCCAGUUUUCUUCCCAAAUACUUCAGCUCCAAAUGGAGCUUCUCCAAGUUCCAGGUCCCCUCGGGUUCUCCCUGCGUGUGUGCCUUUGGAACAGAGCCCAACGCUGUCAUAGCCAUUUGUGCUGACGGCAGCUACUACAAGUUCCUGUUCAACCAGAAAGGGGAGUGUGCCAGAGACGUGUACGCCCAGUUCCUGGAGAUGACCGAUGAUAAAAUAUGACCUUUAAACCCCCUCUGGAGACUUGCUAUGACACAGCCUUUUUUUUUUUCUUGUUUUUUUUUUCUUCGCUUUUUUUUCUUUAUUUUGGAGGAGAGUUCCCACGCUGCAUUUCUCCUUAUCUUGACAGACUCUGUAAAAGAGCAUCAGAUGACGGGAGGGGGGGACAAAGAAAAAGAAGCACAGACAUUGGGGGGGGGGGGAACCCUCACAACAAAGAUGAACGGAUGGAAGCACGGGAUGCAGACUUUUGUCUCUCAUGGACUCCUUAGGAUCGUCUCUGGACAAGAGGGACACGGAUGGCGACUUGACUCCCAAACCAAACACUAGAGAAAAGAGGGGAAAGUUAUUUUUUUCUGAAUGGACAACGUGCCGCUUUUUAAGACGUCUUCCGAGGAAUUUACAAAUGGACGGUUAUUUUUAAUCACACGGAUGAUUCUGAUAGUUAGACGGAUUGAAAAACAUUGAGAUUUUUGUCAACUAACACCACCUAACCUAACUAUAGGGAGUGCCUCGAGACUGGAGAGAAUCUGUAUGUGUGCACAUAUUAAUGUCGUCAUAUAUACAUAAUGUGUGUUCGUGUAUAUACCAAUGUACCAUAUUAGGCGUUCGCAAAGCCGAAUCAGAAUGAGGUAACGUGUCUCUGAUCCCGCAUUGUGAAGCGCCACCUUAGUAUUACUAGAUUUUCUUAUAUUCACUGUAUAAACACAAAACGCGCCAGACUGAUCUUCUAACUACGUAGAAUUGUACAGAAUAGUAGCAGAAAAAAAACAACUAACAUGUAUUUUUGUUUCUCUUGUCCUUUUUUUUUUUUUUUUUUUUUUCAUACAUUGUGCAAUAUGUUUUCCCUAAUUUGCUUUUUUGUUAAGAGCUUGUGAACAUUGUUGUUUCUAACUGACCAAGAAAGCUUAAAGAAGUAGUUUGAUAUUUAUUGGGAAAUAGUUAUUCGCUUUCUCGCUGAGUUAGAUGAGAAGAUUAAUACAGGCUCUAUGCGCUAAAAAUGAAGCUACAACCAGAAGCUGGUCAUCUUAGCUUAGCAUAAAGACGGGAAGCAGCUAGUCUGGCUCUAUCUGAAGGUAACAAAAUCUGCUGACUGGCACCUCUAAAGCUCACUAAUUAACCCAUUACAUGUUGUUUGUUUAAAGGGGCUAUAUGUAAGAAUCAGAAAUUGCUUGGAGGCGCGAGCGAUCGGUCAAAAAAGUGAGGCGACACACAAGACUGAACCUGAUUGACAGGCAUCAUGUUGAUUAACGUUAAUCAACAUUAGCCCGCUAAAACCCACAAUAACACUAUAUAUUUCACAUGCUUGGCAGUAAUGUUAGCUUACCAAACAAAGGCCCUUCCAUGAAUCGAAGGCCUGGCCGAUGUUGAUCCUAGUUUUGCCCCCCGACAUCCGUCACAUAUCUA